CUUAAUUAAAUUUAGAAAAACAAAAUGAAAAAUGGUUUUGUGAUUUCAAUUUUAGUCAUUUUAAAAUUUAGUUUUUCUAUAAGUGAUGCAAAUGUUUUAUCAUUCGAUAAAAUUCGAGUGACACAAGAAAGUAAAGAAAAGAAACUUCAUAUUAACGGUUUUGAGGCGACGACAAGUUAUUGGAGAACGCAGGCACAAAAUAAGUUGAAAAGUCAACUUAAACACAAAGUUAACGAAAAUGUUGCUAAGAAUGUCAUAAUAUUUCUUGGGGAUGGAAUGUCAUUAUCGACUGUCACAGCAGCUCGAAUUUAUUUCGGACAGAAACAGGGACUUUCUGGAGAAGAAAGUCUACUUUCAUUUGAAAAAUUCCCUUACAUUGGUUUAUCGAAAACUUACUGCUAUGAUAAACAAACAGCUGACAGUGCAUGUUCUGCCACAGCUUAUCUUACUGGUGUCAAAGCAAACUAUGCAACAAUUGGUGUCAAUCCAAAAGUGCAACUAAAUGAUUGUGAAUCAAGUCGUAAUAAACUAAACCAAUUAAGCUCUAUAAUGAAUUGGGCACAAAACGCAAGAAAAGCAACUGGAAUUGUAACUAAUACUAGAAUUACUCAUGCGUCCCCUGCAGGAACGUAUGCACGAACAGCCAAUAGAGACUGGGAAAGUGAUGCUGAUAUGAAAGCUUUUCCUGAUGCCCGGAAAUGUUCUGAUAUUGCUAAACAAUUGAUUCGAGAAGAACCGGGAAAUUUAUUUAAUGUGAUUUAUGGAGGUGGUAGAAAAAAAAUUUUAUCCGAAAAAAUCAUAGACGAAGAAGGGCAGAGAGGACAACGUAUUGAUGGUCUUGAUCUUAUUGAUGAGUGGCUAACAAAUAAAAAUUCCCCGAAAGCUUAUUAUAUCCACAACUCUGAAGGCAUGAAUCAAAUGAAUCAUUCGAACGUGGAACACGUCUUAGGAUUAUUUGAAUCUGAUCACAUGAAAUUCCAUUUAGAUGCUGGGUCCGAUCAACCUUCUCUAAAAGAAAUGACUGCAUCUGCAAUAAAUGUGUUGAAAAAACAUGAAAAUGGUUUUGUUUUGUUUGUUGAAGGUGGCAGAAUUGAUCACGCACAUCAUCAAAAUUUCGCGAAACAUGCAUUGGAAGAGACUGUUGAAUUUUCUGAAGCAAUUCAAACUGGGAUUGAGAUGACAAGUGAAGAAGACACACUAAUAGUGGUUACAUCCGAUCAUGCUCAUACAAUGACCAUGAGUGGUUAUUCAAAGCGAGGACAAGACAUUCUCGGACUCAAUUCGGAAAUAUCGGAUGUUGAUAACUUACCCUAUAUGACUUUAUCUUAUGCAAAUGGACCGUCUGGUGUGAAGAAACGAUACAAAAUAAAAAAAGAUGAAAUGAAGUUCAACGAUUAUAGAUAUCCGUCUUUAGUUCCGCUGAAUUCUGAAACUCAUGGAGGUGACGAUGUUCCUAUUUACGCUAGAGGACCCCACUCUCAUUUGUUUACUGGCGUUCUUGAACAGAACACGAUUCCGCAUUUCAUCGCAUAUGCUGCUUGUAUUGGUGGCGGAUUAACAGUAUGCGACACGAGGUUGUGAAAGCAUUUUUAGACAAAAUGACAUUUCAAUUGUCAAGCGCUUGCAUCUAAUUUAAAACAUUUUUCUUCUAAAUUUUAUAGAUUAAUAAUAUUUGUAAAAGUAAAAAUAUUUUCCUCUGAAAAUACCUGAAAUUCUAAAUAGUUUUCAUAAAACUCUUCGAGUUUACAUUUGUAAAAAAUACAAGUUAAAGUGUUUAUUUCGAUGUGUUCUAUUUAAAAUGUAUAAUUACUUAUGUAGUAAUUGAAAGACAAAAAAUGUAAAUAAAAUAUUGAAAAUUGUAGCAUUUAACACGAAAUUGACAUUGACAUUCGGUUUGGCAAUAAAAGUGUAAAAUAAACUGAAUACAAUAACUCAGUCAAAUAGCUACCUGUUUAAGGAAAAUUUCUGUUGAUCUGAGUAAACACAAGUUAUCUCUUAAGCAUUAAAAUCACUUUAUAAACCAUAGCUGAAAUAUUUGGGUUUCAAUUGGUAUGUAUAUUUAAUAGCUUCGGUUCUGGGUGAAUAACUCGUCACACUUAUUCGCAAUUUUUUAAAGAUUUUGUUUUCAGCUUGAUAUGAAAUUAAGUGUAAGUUAUUUAAAAAAAACCAUAAAUAAUU
Molecule: messenger RNA, 2178 nt
Organism: Clunio marinus
Lineage: Eukaryota; Metazoa; Arthropoda; Insecta; Diptera; Chironomidae
Source: the annotation of a GenBank genome assembly